This is a messenger RNA of Spodoptera exigua (beet armyworm), 1883 nucleotides long. NCBI's taxonomy places the organism in Eukaryota, Metazoa, Arthropoda, Insecta, Lepidoptera, Noctuidae. The record is from the annotation of a GenBank genome assembly.
GUAAAACUAGAAUUAAUAUUAUAGACACUACUAAUAUAAGCCAAACGGGAAGUGCUUAAAUUGAUAAAAAAUGUAAUGUUUCUAUAACUGAUCUGUCACUUACACAGACUAAGGCUUGAAGGCCCUGAUUGACCUCGUCGACUGAUUCGAAGGACUAUCGUGCAAAUAAUUUAGGUAUGUCGGUUUGGUCAGCCAGUACUGCUGGAAAUAAUUACCACUCCGCUUUACCAGGUGGUCAAUUCGGUUCCUCUAACAACUGGUGUCCAAAAUUAAGCAAGCAGCAUAAGUGCGUGAUGUCGGGUGAGACUCCCAUCCAGUCGGCGGACGGGCUCCACACGCCAGCAUACUUGUCAUGGAGGAAACUGCAGCUCAGCAGGGCAAAGCUCAAAGCCUCCAGCAAGACAUCAGCUCUACUCUCCGGAUUCGCUAUGGUAGCAAUGGUUGAGGUUCAACUUAAUCCGCCUGACAACACGAAAGUGCCUAACGAAAUGCUAGUAGCCUUCACAGUAUGUACAACACUACUAGUUGCAGUGCACAUGCUGGCUCUCAUGAUAAGCACAUGUAUCCUGCCGAACAUCGAAGCUGUUGGAAACCUCCACAGCAUAUCCCUCGUCCACGAAUCGCCGCACGAACGACUCCACUGGUACAUAGAAAUUGCGUGGGCCUUCUCCACGCUACUCGGGCUUAUACUGUUCCUUAUAGAGAUAGCUAUACUCUGCUGGGUCAAGUUCUACGACCUAAGUCCGACUGCAGCAUGGUCUGCUUGCGUCGUCCUCAUUCCAGUCAUGAUUGUGUUCCUAGCGUUCGCCAUACACUUCUACAUGUCGUUAGCCAGGCACAAAUACGAAGUGACCGCAACAGGAAUCAAAGAACUUGAAUUGCUCAAAGAACAGAUCGAAAUGGGUGACCAUGAUGCUCGUAUGAAUAAUCUGACGUUGCUUGACCAAAGCCGCAUCGUUUGAUUGUCGACGUGAAUGUCCCAUGUCCUAUUUGGAAUGUUAUAUUACCUUUUGUUUGUGAGUGUACACCAUUGAUUAUUAGGUAAGUUAUUAUGUACUUAGGUUGUUAAGAUUGUACUUAUUGAGUGCCAACGUACAGGUUACGCGAUAUUGACAGUAUAUGGGCGCUUUAAUUGCUCAAAUGUUACUACAGGGCUUAUAGGGACUUAGUUAACGUCGCAGGAAAAUUGAAUCAACGAUGAUAACGUCAAGAUUUUUAGUACAAAGUAAUGGCUCGUGUGAUUAAGCCCUGUAGCGUUAUUUUUGAAAAUUGUAUUGCUAUAAGAAUGUGCCUUGUGGGAAAUCUAACGUUCCUAUUGUCUUCCUAAACCAGUUAAUUUUAUAGGAAUGUUAUAAGUAGGCGCCCACAAGUCAUAAACAGCAAUGCAGUUACAUCUCGCGCCCUGAUAUAUGUUUUGUAAACGGCCUUGAAAAGUCGAUGACAUUUCACAUUUUAGCGAAACGUCAUUUUAGGUGCUGGGCUCAACCGCAAACCGCUAUUGCGUCGCAAUAAAAAACAAUGUCAAAAAAUGGUCACACAUGGAUUGAGGCAGCAGAUGAAUAAAUGUAUGAUUUUGAAUUGAAUUAAAAAAAUGUGUGACGGGGUAUUUUUUAUAAAUUAUGUUUUUGUUUUAAAAUCUCAUUUUGUAUACAGGUAAAACAAACAGACAAAGUAAACUAGAUUUAGAUUAAUUGUAACAAUAACGAAUCUCUGUGAAUACACAUGAAUGUGCAUGUAAUGUUUAUAAUAUCAAUGAUACUGGGUCGACGUUAUGUGUAUCGAUUUGAAUGUAAUGAACGCCAAUCGAUUUGAACUCCUAGAAGUAAUUAAUACUGUUCCAAAAGCAUUGAUCAAAUCCAAUCCAUAUAGGUAAUAUGACGUAC